AUGGCAGGCUCAUAUUCAAAAAAACGCAAGAUUGAAGAGGGAAUGAAAGGGAAAACCUCGAGACCCGUCAAGAAAUUUAAGAAACAAACGGACUACAACAGCGAUUCCACCGCAGAUUCAGAACCGGAGCCAGAGCCAGAGCAAGAUUUCAAGGCUGUCAAUCUGCAAGAUUCCGACGAUGAAGGACUCGACACCGCGGAUCUUGUCACAGCAGAGCUAUCAGAUGUGGGGGACGAACCUGCAAUCGCUGCAGAGGUCGAGGAAGAAAUCACAGACGGUUCAAACUCCGAUUCAGAGGACGAUGACGACGAAUCAGAUACAAAUUCCAACCCCAACUUAAUACGAAAGCGGAAACGAAAUGACCCCGAAGCUUUCGCAACGUCCAUGUCCAAGAUCUUGGGCUCAAAACUAUCGACGAGCAAACGCGACGAUCCAGUUCUGUCCCGCAGUGUAGCAGCUAUUGAGGCUAGCAAAGAGAUGACGGAUCAAGCAUUGGAGAAGAAGGCCAAACAUAAGAUAAAGGAGGACAAGAAGGCUGCGUUGGAGAAAGGCAGGGUAAAGGAUGUGCUCGGAGCGAGUACGGCGUUUGAUGCUGCGCAUGGGGUCGGAACGGGUGAGAGUGUGCAGGAGACUAUGGAGUUGGAGAAGAGGUUAAGAAAGACGGCGCAGAGGGGUGUGGUUAAGCUAUUCAAUGCUGUUAGAGCCGCGCAGGUUAAAGGGGAAGAGGCUGCAAGGGAGGCGAGAUUGAAGGGGGUGGUGGGACAGGGGAGACGUGAGGAGAAGGUCAACGAGAUGAGCAAGAAAGGUUUUUUGGACUUGAUUGCUGGGGGUGGAGGAGGAUUGAAGGCUGGUGGGGUUGAGGAGGCUUAG
Messenger RNA from Lachnellula hyalina, 870 nucleotides. RefSeq names its product Ribosomal RNA-processing protein (gene RRP15). The transcript has a single exon. The coding region runs from base 1 to 870 and encodes 289 amino acids. The record is from RefSeq and is a predicted model, not a curated record. Lineage: Eukaryota; Fungi; Ascomycota; Leotiomycetes; Helotiales; Lachnaceae. Gene Ontology annotation, cellular component: preribosome, large subunit precursor. Gene Ontology annotation, biological process: maturation of LSU-rRNA; maturation of 5.8S rRNA.